Cariama cristata (Red-legged seriema) is the source of this 241-nucleotide messenger RNA. It is a transcript of the gene VSIG4, whose product is annotated as V-set and immunoglobulin domain containing 4. The transcript has a single exon. The annotation marks the transcript as partial. Gene Ontology annotation, molecular function: complement component C3b binding. The record is from RefSeq and is a predicted model, not a curated record. NCBI's taxonomy places the organism in Eukaryota, Metazoa, Chordata, Aves, Cariamiformes, Cariamidae. Gene Ontology annotation, biological process: negative regulation of T cell proliferation; negative regulation of macrophage activation; negative regulation of complement activation, alternative pathway.
AUGGAGCGAGACCACAGCACCUCUACUAUCUUUCGGAGGGACGACUCUGGUGACCACGUCUUGUUGUCUCAGUUCCGAGACCGGGUCAGCGUCCCAAAGCACAGCCCAGGGGACGUCUCACUUCUGAUUGAGAACCUUGAAAUCCCCGACAGCGGACACUACACCUGUCAAGUCAUCUGGAGGUCUAAAAAUAACAGCUUGAUAACAAAGGAGGUGACCACUAUGGUUAAAGUUGUCAAAG